This is a messenger RNA of Pseudozyma flocculosa PF-1, 1158 nucleotides long. RefSeq lists its product as uncharacterized. Lineage: Eukaryota; Fungi; Basidiomycota; Ustilaginomycetes; Ustilaginales; Ustilaginaceae. The coding region runs from base 1 to 1158 and encodes 385 amino acids. The record is from RefSeq and is a predicted model, not a curated record. The transcript is spliced from 4 exons.
AUGUCCGUCUUCAGUUCACCAGUCACGACAGCUACUCCCGACCUGCCGUACCAUGGAAUGCUGCCCAGGGCCGCACCCGCCUCACGGCCAGGCUCCACCUACCAUUCGAGCAGCAGAGACACGAGGUCGGGCUUCACGACGCCGCUACACCUCACAUCGCCAGCGACUCCUACGACGACGCAGCUCAGCGCGCUCGUCGAGGCGGUAGCUGGCAAGGGCUCCAAAUCUGUUCCCGAGACGGGUCCCGCAGCUACGGCUGUGGCAGCCAAGCUGCAACAGUUCGGCGUUGGCAUCGGCCCCGGCGUCAACCCCAGCGUGGUCGCUGGAGGGGCAGACGGAGGAGCGGGCGGCAGCAUGAGCUCCAACAAUCCGCCUAUCGUCAAUACGGGUAACUCGGGUCCGAUGUGCGUCCAGCCUGGCGACUGGCUCUGCGGCACCUGCGGGUUUGUGAAUUGGAGGCGACGAAAGGUCUGCAUGCGCUGCUACCCAUUCGCUGAAGGCAACGAACUGGCCUCGAAUCUCCAGCACGGUGCCAUGCUGGCGGCUCAGAUCGCCGGUGGUCUGGACCCGACCUCUGAGCAGGGCAUUGCUUCUCUCGAGGCCCUGAUGGCGGGGGUGUCGAAGGCCAAAAGCGCUGCCUUUCCUGGGAGUGGUCCCGUCACCGGAUCCGUACCUCGUGAUCCUCACGCCAUCAGCCGAUCUGCGACGGGCAGCCAUCACAGCAGCCCCAUGCCGUUUGCCGAGCGCUCGCCCGCAGGAACCCAGACCGCUUCCCUAUACGGCCAGCUCCCGCGUCACGGCGAGCUGUCCCUCGAGACCCAUUCUGCUCAGGCACUUCGCUCGAGUCCCGCAGGCUUGAGCCUCUCCGGCCAGCUCGGCCGUCCAGGUGUGGAGCCCUUCGACAGCGCACCCCACACCAUCCAUCACCUGCCCGAACCUAUGUCGAUGACGCCGCGCAACGCGCUCUCGAUGUUGCCCCAGCGCCAAACAAUGAUGCGGCCGGACGACCGCGAAGAGACCAACACGAUGCGCUCCAUUCCUAAGCCCAUCGGCACCAAGACAUCAGCGCGACAGCAAGCAUCGACAGAAGACCAGGAGGGCACUCAGGCCUCACCCAUGGCCGAACAAGGCCGCACGGACGUCGGCCUCGCACGUUGA